ACUAAAGCACAAACAAACAAAUAAAUGGGAAUGGACUUAACGGCUAGUUAACCAAGUUCCCUGAGAAUGGAAGCAGGGCAACAGCAACAGCAACACCAUUCAUGGAAACUGAAUGUUCAUGCCAAGGCCAAGAACUUCAAUUUCAAAUUCGUAGCUUCCAAUUUCUUACCCAAUUCCUUGUACUUCCCAUUCUCUCUCAAAUUCAAGUACUGCAGAUUCUUCAUCCAUCUCAAUUCUAAAACAUUCAUCUAUCCGAAUCCCAAGAAACCUAAAUCUUUCAAAUCAAAACUCCAUCGAUUCCUCCAGAGACUCCGCCGACGAAGUUCCAACAACAACAGAGUCACCAAUUCCAAACCAAAGAACAAGGCAACCAUUUCUCAGAGUUCAGUGGUGUUAGGGAAUCUGCUCCUUUUCAUUCAAUCAAUAUAUCAAGGGGAUAAAGAUGGAAUCUUCAUACUUGGUUCUAUUGUUAUUAUUUGCUUUACUUCCUUAUUUAAACAAAUCAUGGCUAGAAAAGCUUGGAUUUUGUUGGUUUUCUUAACUGGUGCCAUAGUUUUUUUCUCGAAUGCGAUGCAUCUCAGAUUCAGAAGCCAGUUUGAUCAUCAGCACUAUCUGUCCGGAUUCUUUUGGAAGGCUUUCAAAAAUGUUGCCUCCUCUGCCGGUUUUUAUAUACUAUCUCAGGUGCUUACUGCUAUAUCUAGACUAAUCUGACAUUUCUAGCGCGAAAGUCUAUUUUUAAUGUGCUAUAUAUAAUUGUUGUGUUGGAAAUUUCAGUGUCAAAUUGUCCUCUUUAUUAGUCUACCUUUGUUGGAAAUUUUAAAGUCAAAUUAUUUAUUUUGCUUGCAAUCCUGCUUUGAUUAGCUUCUCGUUUGAGACGAGGAUCUAUUGGAGCCAACCUCUCUACUCUGCAAAGGUAGAGAUUGUUGUUGUUUGUGUUCUUUAUAAAGUCGAGUUGUAUGGUUUUGCAUAAAUGUUACUCCUAUAUGAGACUAUAUAUUGUAAAUCACUGAAGCAUAUGGUGCAAAACGUGCAUAAUGGAGACAAGGCGAACUGACUGAUCGGGGGAACUGCUGCUAAAUGAAGAUAGGUGGAAUGUGUGACAGGGGGAAUAUGUGCUGCUGAACAUGUUUGUCUACAAAGUGUUUGCUGAAAUGAUUGCAUAGUUUGUAUCAUCAAAAAGGGGGAAAAAUAUUACAACGUUGUAAAAUUAAUUUUGAUGAUUGACAAACUUGAUGAUGGGACCUGGUACCUCCGCUAAAGCAUUUUCGCAAAGUCAAAUAGCAUAACUGUAAAGUGUACUACUGCACAUUGCGGCAGAGUGGUAGGGGUAGUGUAGCAGCAGGACCUACCAAUGAGAAGAGGUUAAGAUUUUUCCCUUACUGCCCACUCUCACUGAUAAGAAGACUUGAAAGAGCAAAACCAGAAGUUUUGCAACACCGAAAAAUAUUGCUGUUGUCUCAAAAGUAUGGGCUGUGUCAGCUUCCACAUCAUUAAGACCUCUUGUUACUAUGUAUGGAAGUUGUUCCUUUAUUCCUUGUUGUUCGUUCUUGGUUCUUGUGCUAAACAUUAUGAAUCUACUCUUCUUUACAAAGCUUGUAUAGGUAUUGUUCUUCUCUUAUCUUUAAGAUUUGAGUUGUUGGCUAGAGUUAGCCGUGGUGAAUUGUUGGAAUCUAUAUCAACUAGAGUUAGUUGGUAUAGUAAGAGAGCAAUAGAGUACUUACACUAGAGUUUUGCAAUAGAGUGGUUGCUAGGGGAAAGGGAUUAAGAAUUCAAUUCCUAGGUUGAAAGAGUUGUAAUCUGAAAUCUUGCUCGUGUUUAGUGACGUUGUUGGUGAA
Molecule: messenger RNA, 1835 nt
Organism: Solanum pennellii
Lineage: Eukaryota; Viridiplantae; Streptophyta; Magnoliopsida; Solanales; Solanaceae
Exons: 2
Coding region: 67-711 (214 amino acids)
Source: RefSeq, a predicted model, not a curated record